Molecule: messenger RNA, 1014 nt
Organism: Priceomyces carsonii
Lineage: Eukaryota; Fungi; Ascomycota; Pichiomycetes; Serinales; Debaryomycetaceae
Product: SDR family oxidoreductase
Exons: 1
Coding region: 1-1014 (337 amino acids)
Molecular function (GO): oxidoreductase activity, acting on the CH-OH group of donors, NAD or NADP as acceptor
Source: RefSeq, a predicted model, not a curated record
AUGGUUUCAGUGUAUGUUUCAGGUGCCAGUGGUUUCAUAGCCCAACACGUUGUAAAACAAUUGAUUGAAAAACAAUACAAGGUUGUUGGUUCGGUCAGAACAGAGGAGAAGGGUGAAUUGUUGGCUAAGCGUUUUGGUCCUCUUUUCACUUUUGAAGUAGUUAAGGAUAUCAGUAAGACAGGAUCUUUUGAUGAAUCAUUGAAAAAACACCCAGAAGUGACAGUUUUUCUUCAUACAGCCUCACCAUUUUUCCUCAAUGCUGUUGAUGUUGAGAAGGAGUUGUUAGAGCCUGCAGUAGAGGGAACGAAAAAUGCUUUGUCUUCGAUAAAAAAUCAUGGCCCCCAAAUUAAACAUGUGGUCAUAACUUCUUCAUUUGCUGCUGUAAAGAAUGCGGCUCAUGACAAAGAUCGUGAUUUUGUUUUAACUGAAGAAUCUUGGAAUCCUAUCACUAGAGAAGAGGGCCUCAGUAAUCCAGGACUAGGUUAUUUGGCUUCGAAGACGUUUGCUGAAAGAGAAGCUUGGGAUUUUGUUAAGGAAAACAAACCAAAUUUCACCUUGGCAACUAUCAAUCCAACCUUUGUUUUUGGACCGCAAGCGUUUGAUGAUGACAUUAAAGACUCAUUGAACACCUCAGCUGAAGUGAUCAAUAAUCUUCUCAAGUUAAAACAAACAGAUUCAAUUCCUGAAAGUCAAUCCGGUUAUAUUGAUGUAAGAGAUGUUGCCAAAGCUCACUUGACUGCUUUUGAGAAUAAGCAGCUGUACAAUCAGAGACUUGUGGUUUUUGCUGGUCGUUAUUGCAGCCAAAUGCUUAUUGAUAUUAUCCAUGACAAGUUCCCUGAACUAAGUAAGCAAGUGCCUGUAGGAAAACCGGGAACUGGCCAAAAGUUUAUCAAACAGUUUUGCGGAUGGAAUUUCAAAAAGACAGAGGAGAUAUUGGGGUUCAAAUAUAUUACCUUGGAGCAAUGCGUUGUUGAUUCCGUUGAGCAAAUUCUUAAAGCAAGACGUUCCUCCUAG